UCAAGACCGAUUGAUAAAAGGAUCGAUAAGUCGUAGCGUUCUCGCUCUUUAUUCGAGCGUCAGCCGUCGUGUGGCUUUGGAAAGGAGAGAAGAAAACGCGCCGACCGAAGAAGGCGAUCGUGACACAUCGCGUUCGUUGUCAUUGUCCAACCGCCGAAGAAUUUCCCAAAGAAAUUGCAGAAAGCGGCAUCGUCCUUCUGGUGGCGAACGCCAGAGCGAUCCGGGACCGUCCGUUGACCUCGAUCGAGCGUGGCGUUUUUUCCCCAAAGAGAGGGAGACCCUCCGAAAUUCGUAUCGUUGGAUCCUCCCAGCUUCCCCUAACUCGACUACCUUGGCGAGAAACAGGCUUGCUCCCUACAAUAAGGAACGAAGAGAUGCGGUAGAGAGCGAGAGACAAUGUCGUUUGACGUGAGUUACAACAGGCAGCUUGGCGCGUCGUCGAUCAGAGGUUCCCUCUGGUUGCCGUGGCUUUGGUUGCUCGCGAGCACGAUCUCCCCGAGCCUGUCCUUCGACGUAUCCUGUUGCCCCGAAGGCACGGUAUGGCAAUACUCGACCAACUGUUCGGACGGCACGAACAUUCGUCUACAAUGCCCGAACAACACCUUCCUGAUCGAUCCCGAGCAAAAUGAGCGCGAUAACUUCACCAUCAUCCACGAGAAUGAUACCGCCUGGCUACUGUUGGACAUGAACCACGAGAGAAUCCCGGCUGACAGUUUCUGCACAGCCAAAUCAGCGCGAAGCGGCGGCGAGAUCGCCCUCGCGUGCUUUGACGAGGAUCUAUUAAUCGAGAUGUCGAUAAUGUGGAAGAACACGCUCAUCUGCAUCGUCAGCAUCAUCUCCGCUAUUUUCCUGAUCGCCACCCUGGCGGUUUAUGUUAUACUGCCGGAAUUGCGAGAGCUCCAGGACAAGGCGAUGAUGGCCGUCGUCACCACUCUGGCAGUCAGUUACACCGUCCUAUCCAUUCAGCACGUGCGACCGAUGAUAAUCGAGGAUAAUUACACCAUUUGCGUAUUUUUCGGGUUCAUACUGUAUUUUUCCUUCAUGUCUGCGUUUUUCUGGCUGAACAUCGUGGCCUUCAACGUGUGGCGUACUGUGUGGUUUAGGAACUUCAGGAUCAAAGACCAAUCGCUCUACUCCGCUUAUUGCAUUUGGGGAUGGGGCGGCCCGGCGUUUUUGCUAAUCACCACACUGACGAUGCACUAUAGGGAGGGACAUCAUUUGAAACCUGGCUUCGGCGACUACAAUUGCUGGUUCGGCGGAACCGAACAAACGUGGGCGUACUUUUACGGGCCGAUCGGUAUUUUGUUAAUGUUAAACAUAAUCUACCUCGGACUGACCAGCUGGCGUUUGUGGCAUCAAUAUCGCGAUUACACGGGAAGCAACCUGCGAGUCUUGCGAUUCAAGUGUCUAUUGUACUUUAAACUGGUGCUCGUCACGGGUAUCACCUGGAUCUUCGAGCUAUUGUCGUUUGCUAUUGAUACAAAUAUAGAAUUUUGGAUACUGACGGAUCUGUUGAACGGUCUCCAAGGAUUUAUCAUAUUUCUACUCCUGGUCGUGAUGCGGAAAAGAGUGCGGAAGCUGUUGGCGAAGAAGCGACCCUGCGGUAUCGAUUUCCCAAAAUCCUGGGCGGCCUAUGAGAAUGAGGAAUGCGAAGAAAUGCUUCCCGAGGAAGUCGAAUUGUCUCAACAGGAAUAAGACACAUUUUUACGUUCUUUCCUUCCCUCCCAAAAUAUAUUUCCCAGGAUCAUUACACGCGGGUUAGAUGUAAGAAAUAUCACUUAAGAGAAAAGACAAUCUCGAAUUAUCUGUAUAUUAUCUGACAAGUUAAGCAUAGAUAACAUGACCGUUGUCGUGCUUUAAAAUGCAUACGGUUUUAAAGAUAACUUAUAUUUGUAAACGCAUUUUAUCCUCUGUAUGAAUAUUCCCGUUAUGUAUAUUAAUAUCGCGUUAGAUAAAUUAUCUCCACUAUGUUCAUCCGUUAUCAGUCUCGUCAUUAAGAUUCGCGAAAUCAAUGUUACUUCGACGUAUCUCUUAUUCGUGUACACACAUUACCUAUUCUUGUAAUAUAUAUUCUCAAAAAAGAUACGAUAUUUGGCUGAUAACGGAUUAACCAAUAAAUAUCAUAUGUUUCCACGUAAAUUAUCAAUUAUUGCGAAUUAUUGUGCUUUUUUUACGAUUAGCGUAGCCGAAUAUGUUAUUAUUAAGCACUGUACAAGAAUCUCCGUAAAUUAAUUAUAUAGAUUUAUUGGACUAAAUUGCUGUGUGUGCGUGGAGGAAAAAUUAAAAAUAUAUUGAAGAUUACAAUUAUUC
Messenger RNA from Formica exsecta, 2310 nucleotides. RefSeq names its product G-protein coupled receptor Mth2-like. The transcript is spliced from 7 exons. Gene Ontology annotation, cellular component: membrane. Bases 397 to 1695 code for a protein of 432 amino acids. Gene Ontology annotation, biological process: cell surface receptor signaling pathway; G protein-coupled receptor signaling pathway. Gene Ontology annotation, molecular function: G protein-coupled receptor activity. The record is from RefSeq and is a predicted model, not a curated record. Lineage: Eukaryota; Metazoa; Arthropoda; Insecta; Hymenoptera; Formicidae.